This is a messenger RNA of Alternaria atra, 1032 nucleotides long. RefSeq lists its product as uncharacterized. The transcript has 2 exons. Bases 1 to 1032 code for a protein of 343 amino acids. The record is from RefSeq and is a predicted model, not a curated record. Lineage: Eukaryota; Fungi; Ascomycota; Dothideomycetes; Pleosporales; Pleosporaceae.
AUGUCGAACAAUACCAAUGCCAAUGGCAUUACCGGCGCCAACUUCGACAUAUAUGGUGCCAACCGUGUACUUCCCCGGGCAAUGACUGCGUUUACAGCUAUUGCCUGGUACAACUCGAUCGAGAUACUCAUCCUCAUCUUCGUCAUCUUCAGGAGGUACUCUGGUCUGUACUUUUGGAGUCUGAUAGUCAAUGCGAUCAGCAUUGUGCCAUAUGCGACUGGAGCAUGGAUGAAGCAAAAUAACGUUGCGCAUAAUCCCUACGUUUACAACACCCUGCUCACACUCGGGUGGAUCUUCAUGGUUCCUGGGCAGUCCAUGGUACUGUACUCUCGUCUGCACCUGAUCUCGCCAAAUCUCAAACUCCUGCGAUUCAUCUUUUGGGUGGUCGUUGUCUCAGCAGUCUGUCUCUGUGUACCUACCACAACGCUAAACCUACGCCAAUAUACCAAGCACCCAGAACCAUACACGCGCGGCUAUAUGGUCAUGGAGAAGAUACAGAUGACUCUCUUUACUAUUCAAGAGAUCUCGAUCUCUUGCGUCUAUCUUUGGGAGACCCGCAAGCUUAUGCGCGUCAUCUUCGACGGUAAAGCCAGGAAGUGGAUGUGGCAGCUCGUCGUAAUGAACGCCCUCCUGCUGAUACUGGAUACUGCGUUGCUCACAACAGAAUUCCUCGAUCUGUAUAUGAUACAGACAACCUUCAAAUCUCUUGUAUAUAGUUUCAAGCUCAAGAUUGAGUUCGCAGUGCUCAGCCAGAUAGUCCGCGUCAUCCAAGAUCGUGCGCAGUCUAGCCGCUCCAUCGUCACGCUUCCAUCGGAUCCAGGGCGCCAACUUCACGUAGGAAAACCGAUAUCAAGUCAGAUUUCAGAGGUGGAGGACAUGCAGCGCAAUGUGCCACUCGAGUGGCGGUUAUCGAGAGAAACUACAGCUUUUGUUUCGCCAGUCGCGCUCACUACAACGAAGAAGCACGACGUCGAAAGUGCUAGGUGCAGCGUUAUAUCUAUUGACGCGAUGUAUCCUGGAAGAUUGGGAUGA